Anopheles coustani is the source of this 547-nucleotide messenger RNA. RefSeq lists its product as uncharacterized. Bases 51 to 530 code for a protein of 159 amino acids. Gene Ontology annotation, cellular component: extrinsic component of endoplasmic reticulum membrane. The transcript has a single exon. The record is from RefSeq and is a predicted model, not a curated record. Gene Ontology annotation, biological process: vacuolar proton-transporting V-type ATPase complex assembly. NCBI's taxonomy places the organism in Eukaryota, Metazoa, Arthropoda, Insecta, Diptera, Culicidae.
AUUUGUGAGGAAAAACAUUCCUGUUGUGUGGAGAAAUCUUAAAAAUCACCAUGGAAAACACCGACCGGGAGGAGUUAUGUGAACUGAUGGACAAACUCCUGAUCAAUUCGCUCGAGCUGGUGGAGCGAGACGUCCAGCUGAGCCAGGAUAUCGAUCGGCUAAUGACCGAGGGUCAAAUAGACCUUGCCCACACGCGCUUCACCAAAGGCCCGAAUGCCGUUAGUGCCAUUCAGCUCCCGGCCGAAGAUUACAAACCGUUCCGGGCCCUACACACCGUCGCAGUUGCCCCGGACGAGUCCGCCGGUGCCUUGCCACACAUGACCCUCGAAAGUCACCCGGUCGAUGCGGAGGAAGACCGCAUCGAUCCGGCCUCUUGGUUCGGUAUUCUCCGCCCACCGACGCUAAACAGUGCGAAAGACAAAUUUACUCGUUCCCUGGAGUCGAUCGUCGAGCGAGCGAACGUCCGCGUAACCCUUGGUCACUAUCUGGGCUUGUUUGCGGCACUUAAUAAACACAAUAGUGAAAAUUGAGCUACUAGCUGACGCAA